UUUGCAACAGAAUCUGCGUAAUUAAUACACCCAUGCAGACGAAGCGAUAAAACGGCCCAAGACAAGACAGGGGUGGUCUCUCAAUACACCGCCUUAUAUAAAGGUUAUUGUAUAACGUAGCCAUUGAGUAUAUAUUGGGCCAAUACAUUACUGAAUGGUCAGUUUUCAGCAGGACCCACCAAAACUACUAUUGAGCUUUUUGGCUCUGACAUUGGGAGAAGACUAGAGCGAGAGAGAGGUGGUUUACAUACCGAGGAGUAGGACUGAGUGCUCUGCUCUAAGGAGAACUGACAUCACAGAACCAUGUCUGAUGAGACAGAACCGAGGAUGUGUGAUAACCUGGAGGAAGAGGAGGGAGACGUUGAGGACUACCUGGAGGAAGAGGAGGGAGACAUUGAGGACUACCUGGAGGAAGAGGAGAACAACGGAGAACUGAUGGACCGACUCAGAGAGCUGGAGGCAGAAAACUCAGCUCUUUUGUUGGCCAAUGAGAAUCAAAGAGAAGCAUAUGAGAGAUGUCUGGAUGAGGUGGCCAACCAUGUGGUCCAAGCCCUCCUCAACCAAAAGGAUCUGCGAGAGGAAUGCAUCAAGCUGAAGAUGCAUGUGUUUGACCUGGAGAGACAGAACAGAGUGUUGUGUGAGCUCUUCCAACAGAAGCUACCCAACCAGUCAAGCUCUCAGGACCAGGUGCAGCCAGGAUCCCUCCCAGUAUACAAUACACAGCUGCUGCACAAUGUCUCUGACAAGCAGGUGGGGUCACAGUCACAGAGCGACGCACAAGCCAAGGGAAAUGGGUUUCACCGCACACUGCCACAGGCCCCAGCAACUCCCCCCAGAGGCCCAGCCGCAUCCAUGGAUGCCCUGUCCCCAUUCUUCAAGAAGAAAGCACACAUUCUGGAGGUCCUUCGAAAGAUGGAGGAGACAGACCCCCUCAAGUUCCACCCCUCUGCAGGCAGCAUCACCUUCUGUGACUACAGUCAGGUCCUGAUGUCCACAGAGGCUGUCCUGGCUGCUGGAGACCUGUGUAAGAAGCACCAGACACUCUGCUCCUGCUCAGACUCCGACAUGCAACAACAGCAGCACAUGAAUGGUGAAGGGCAGUUAUGUCCUACGCACCUCAAAAAGAGCACAGACAGUCCAGUCAAAUGUAACUAUGUUUGUGGUAGUACUGCAAAGCUCAACCUGACCCCGAACAAUGUCAAAGGCACAUCCACCACAGCUGCUAUCAGUGAAUGCCACAUCAAGAGCACAUCAGUGGAGAAACAACAGACAAUGAAUGACCACCAGCAACCAGCAGGUCCUAACUCUUACUUGUCAAUCACAGUUGUAGAUCAGACUAGCCCAGCCAAUCAGGGCCCAGAGGCUGGAUUAAAGACUGGGCAGGUCCAGGACACAGAGAAGGAGAGCUGUCUUAAAGGGAAGUCUGAUGAAGAUGGUAGUUUGUUUACCUCCCAGCUGCCUGUCCCUGGUGUGAAGGACAACCCUAAGCUAGCAUACUGUGAGCUGGAAACCAAUGGGUUUAUCUUCUCUUCCAAUGACAGUGAUAACGUGUUGAGUGAUGUAGUUAUUCCAGAGAAAGACGGUAGCCCAGCAGAGGAGGGGGAUUUCUCUGGGAGAGCCAAUGUGGCCCUCAGCCCCAUCCCUUCAUCAUGUCUCAGCGACGUCAAAGCCGCUGCCAUCAAUUCCCCGUCCAGGGUCCUCAAGUUCCUAAAGAUCCCUACAAUGGCAGAGAGGACCCAGGCAGGGGCCAGCCCUGUCCGUCUGAGCCCCCAGCUCACCCGCACGUCGAAGAUCCCCUGUCGCACUAACAACUAUGAGGUGUACCACUCCCCUGUCCCCUCACGCAGAGCCGCUACCACAGAAAGGGCCAGGCAGCCUCCUCCUCCACCCGCCAGGUCCGAGUCCUACCCAGCCACUACGCACUCAGCCUCAGCCCCCACCUCCCCGCCUCAGCCUGAGGACACCUGCUCCCCUCCAGCCAAGGAGCUUUGCUACAGGAGCCUCUUAGCCCCCAAGACCAACAAUGGUGUCCCCGAUCCACUGGCCCCUGGCACUUCUCACACACCCAGGGCCUCUUCGCAGAAGGUCCCAUACUAUGAGAACAUGUUGGAACUUUCCACCUCGGCUCAGGUAGAAGAAUCCAAGGUCCCAGAGAACGUAAACAUAUCAUCUUUCUCUCAUACCAUAACAGAAAGUGACAGGAAGCAAAAUAAUUCACUAAUACAUAAAGACAAUGUCCUGUUUCUCCAGCAGCAGCAUUUGUCCCCUGCUUCGGACUCCUCAUCCUCUUCCUCGUCCUCCUCAUCUUCGUCCGAUCAGGAUGGCAACACAGAGAGCCCAGUCUGGCACGGCCACCACAGUCUGCCCAACCCCUCUGCCCUCAGAACAGCUCAGUCUCAGAGCAGCCCAGAUCACUAUGCCAGCAUGAAAGACAGAGGAUCACAGGACCAGGAUACUAGAGAGGCCACAAUACAGAACUCUGAUCUCUCCCAGUCCCAGCCUCCAGUUCUCCCAGCCAAGAGACAUGAUCCCUCGUCCAUUCCCAAGAGGCCUUCUGGGGUAGCAGGGUCAGGGAGUCAGCCAGCCGAGUCUAGUCACACAUUCAAAUACAGGCUGGCUGCACUUGGCAAGCUGAGGAGCUCAGAGGACUUACAAAUCAAUGUGCUCCUGCCAGUAGACAAGCCAGAGCCUCAGAGUGAGGAGAGUAUAGUCUAUUUUAACGAUGACAGGAAUAAGACAGAGGAUAGCCCUGUGGAUGGUAAUUUAGAGGAGCAGAGACACUCGGAAUAUACAGACUCUCUGGACGAUAAGCUUAAAGGUAUUCCUGGUAGCGUUGCUUUGAAUUUCCCAGGUGGCUGUCAGUCCUAUGAUCCUGCAGCUAAGUCUCUCUUUGGCUCUUCAGUCGCCAAGGCGGAGCUGGAGAUGCUCUCAUCCAGAGUGGGUGUGGCUAAGACGGACAGCCCCAAAGGUAAACUGGGCCUCCCGUCUCCAAACACUGACACUCCCAUAGUUUUACGCAACAACAUGAAAUGCCCAGCUUCUCUGAACCUGUCUUACCAUGGUAAACAACCUGCACCCAGCAUCCCUUACAGCAGCAGCAGCCCCAGCAAGGUCCCUCCUAAGUCCCCGUCUAAACCGUGCCAGGGCCUGGCUCCCUCAGCUGGAACUGGGAAGCCCACCCUGGAGGCCCCAGCCCUGGUCCCCCGGUACUCCUUCAAGUCGGAGGACAGGAGCAAACUCAACGCAAACAAGAGAAACACCACAGUGUACAGUGACAGCCUUCCUCCCCCGCUCCCAAUGCCAGAACCGCAGCAGCAGGAAGAGGAGAAGAGACACCUUCUCCCUAUUGUCUCCAGCCCCACACUUGGCCCCACGUCAGCCAUUGAGGAGAAGGUGAUGAAGGGUAUCGAGGAGAACAUGCUGAAGCUGGCAGAACAGGACAGAGGACAGGUUACUGAGGUCAAACUGAAGGCCUCAAACGGGAUCGCCAGCUGGUUUGGCCUGAAGAAGAGCAAACUCCCAGCUCUCAGCCGCAAACCAGACAUACCACCUAAGGUGAAAGACGAGAAGAAAGGUGGAGAGUGGAGGCUGAAUAUCCCUUCCAAAAUGGCGGGGUCUAAGUCUAAAGGAGAGGGGGUGGGGGUGGAGAGCCUAAAUAUCUCGAUGCUGAUGGAGAAGGCGGAGGGUCUGAGGAGAGCUCUGGAGGAGGAGAGGGCCUACGUGAAUGGGGUUGGGGGGGUCGGGAUGGACCGGUCUGGAAGGGGCCACUCCUGUGAGGUGGUGAUGGACCAAUCACAGGGCCAGCUGGCUGUGAUGUGCAGGGGAGCGCGCUCAGACAACUUCAUGCAGCAGCUACUGAACAGGGUGGAUGGGAAGGACUUCAGUGGCUUCAGUGUGGCUCAGAGACGCCUCUCCUUUGACUGUAAAACCUCGAGACCGUUCAGCAGACACACCACCAGCGGGGAGGACAUGCAGAAGGUAAACUACAGAUUAAUGCGAUUUAAUAGUUUUCUUUAUUCUGUGUGUGAAUGGAGAAGGUGAGUAUUUCCACUUUAUUCUGUGUGUGAAUGGAGAAGGUAAGUAUUUCCACUUUAUUCUGUGUGUGAAUGGAGAAGGUGAGUAUUUCCACUUUAUUCUGUGUGUGAAUGGAGAAGGUGAGUAUUUAAACUUUAUUCUGUGUGUGAAUGGAGAAGGUGAGUAUUUCCACUUUAUUCUGUGUGUGAAUGGAGAAGGUGAGUAUUUCCACUUUAUUCUGUGUGUGAAUGGAGAAGGUGAGUAUUUCCACUUUAUUCUGUGUGUGAAUGGAGAAGGUGAGUAUUUCCACUUUAUUCUGUGUGUGAAUGGAGAAGGUGAGUAUUUCCACUUUAUUCUGUGUGUGAAUGGAGAAGGUAAGUAUUUCCACUUUAUUCUGUGUGUGAAUGGAGAAGGUGAGUAUUUAAACUUUAUUCUGUGUGUGAAUGGAGAAGGUGAGUAUUUCCACUUUAUUCUGUGUGUGAAUGGAGAAGGUGAGUAUUUAAACUUUAUUCUGUGUGUGAAUGGAGAAGGUGAGUAUUUAAACUUUAUUCUGUGUGUGAAUGGAGAAGGUGAGUAUUUCCACUUUAUUCUGUGUGUGAAUGGAGAAGGUGAGUAUUUCCACUUUAUUCUGUGUGUGAAGGGAGAAGGUGAGUAUUUCCACUUUAUUCUGUGUGUGAAGGGAGAAGGUGGGUAUUUCCACUUUAUUCUGUGUGUGAAUGGAGAAGGUGAGUAUUUCCACUUUAUUCUGUGUGUGAAUGGAGAAGGUGAGUAUUUCCACUUUAUUCUGUGUGUGAAUGGAGAAGGUGAGUAUUUAAACUUUAUUCUGUGUGUGAAUGGAGAAGGUGAGUAUUUCCACUUUAUUCUGUGUGUGAAUGGAGAAGGUGAGUAUUUAAACUUUAUUCUGUGUGUGAAUGGAGAAGGUGAGUAUUUAAACUUUAUUCUGUGUGUGAAUGGAGAAGGUGAGUAUUUCCACUUUAUUCUGUGUGUGAAUGGAGAAGGUGAGUAUUUAAACUUUAUUCUGUGUGUGAAUGGAGAAGGUGAGUAUUUCCACUUUAUUCUGUGUGUGAAUGGAGAAGGUGAGUAUUUCCACUUUAUUCUGUGUGUGAAUGGAGAAGGUGAGUAUUUAAACUUUAUUCUGUGUGUGAAUGGAGAAGGUGAGUAUUUAAACUUUAUUCUGUGUGUGAAUGGAGAAGGUGAGUAUUUAAACUUUAUUCUGUGUGUGAAUGGAGAAGGUGAGUAUUUCCACUUUAUUCUGUGUGUGAAUGGAGAAGGUUAGUAUUUCCACUUUAUUCUGUGUGUGAAGGGAGAAGGUGAGUAUUUCCACUUUAUUCUGUAUGUGUAAAUGUGCGUUUUGAGAUAAAAUGUUUUACUUACUCAGGGUUCAGAACAUCUGAUCAGCAACGUCCCCUCAGAUGACAAUUUAGCUGACCCAGUUCACUCUCAUCACUUCGCAGCUUCUGGUGCCUCCACCUACACCCUGGACAGUGGCAUUGGCACCUUCCCUCUGCCUAACUACUGUAGUGGUACGCCUGGGAGAAGCCUGUCUAAGGUGAGGGGGGCUGGAGCUGAGCAUGGCUCCUCUGGUUCUCCUGGCCGGGCAGGGAGGAGGGCUAGGACCCUGGACAGAGAGCCCUCAUCCAUGGAGCAGUGCUAUCAAUCUCACAGAGACAUGACUGCCCCGGUAAUGUACGGGUCUGUACUGGAGGGGAAAGGCAUGCCCAGGCAAACAGCUGGGGUCAUUCAUGAAGGUCUUCAUCAGGCAUCCAUAUCCCAUGUGGAAGGUCCUAUAUAUAGGGGCAGUGCUGAGUGACAUCACUUCCUGAAACAGGAGAGAACCUUCCAGAAGGACAACCAUCUCUGCAGCACUCCACCAAUCAGGCCUUUAUGGUAGAAUGGCCAGACGGAUGACACUCUUCUGUAAAAGGCACUUAAAGGACUCUGACCAUGAGAAACAAGUCUCUGGUCUGAUGAAGCCAAAACUGAACUAUUUGGCCUGAAUGCCAAGAAUCAAGUCUGGAGGAAACCCGGCAUCAUCCCUACGGUGAAGCAUGGUGGUGGCAGCAUCAUGCUGUGGGGAUGUUUUUCAGCAGCAGGGACUGGGAGACUAGUCAGGAUAGAGGGAAAGAUGAACGGAGCAAAGUACAGAGAGAUCCUUGAUGAAAACCUGCUCCAGAGCGCUCAGGACCUCAGACUGGGGUGAAGGUUCAACUUCUAACAGGACAAUAACCCUAAGCACACAGCCAAGACAACGCAGGAGAGGCUUCGGGACAAGUCUCUGAAUGUCCUUGAGAGACCUGAAAAUAGCUGUGCAGUGACGCUCCCCAUCCAACCUGACAGCGCUUGAGAGGAUCUGCAGAGAUUGGGAAAAACUAUCCAAAUACAGGUGUGCCAAGCUUGUAGCGUCAUACCCAAGAAGACUCGAGGCUGUAAUCGCUGACAAAGGUGCCUCAACAAAGUACUGAGUAAAGGGUCUGAAUACUUACAUAAAUGUGAUAUUUGUAAAAAAAUAUAUAUAUAUAUUAUAAUUAAAAAUCUAAAAACCCGUUUUUGCUUUGUCAUUAUGGUGUAUUUUGUGUAAAUUGAUGAGGGGAAAAAACGAUUUAAUUCUAAUAAAGCUAUAACGUAACAAAAUGUGGAAAAAGUAAUGGGCUCUGAAUACUUUAAGAAUGCACUGUAGUUUAGCAUAAUUAGGAGCCACAGUGCUCCCUAUCGCUGUUACUUUGGUCUGUAAGAAAAAGUAUCUUCUGAAGAGAAAAUAGUUGGAGGUUAGUACCAGUUCAGCCAUGUCCACAAUACAGUUGGUGCUGGGUAGAGCAUUAGGGGGAAGUUCACUGAGGCAGAACUUGAGGGCCUCUAGGCCACCCUGGUAUGGGAUGUUAGUAUAUAGACUGGUAACAUCAAAAGUACACAGAAUAUAAUUUUCUGGUAUGUGGUCCACAGCUUUCAGAAGAUGUAUAAAAUAAAUAGUCUCUGGUGUAGGUGGGGAGAGAGGACACCCAGGGUUUCAUGAAAUGGUCUACAAAGGUAGAAAUGUUUUCUGUCAGAGAUCUGUUACUACUCACAAUGGGCCAGCCUGGUAUAGGUGGCGUCAUGCUCUUGUCAAUUUUGGGGAGAGUGUAUAUGACAGGUGUGGUUUGGCAGUCAACUUGCAUGUACUCAUUCUGUCUUUGCAAUUUCCCCUUCAUUCAAUAACUUUGACAGUUUAUCAUGGAUCAGAGACUUUAAUUGAUUAUUAGGAUCCCUGGGGAGUCUUGUAAAAUUCAUAAUCACGGAGUUCUUAGAAUUUAAUUUUCAUAGUCUCUGCAUCACUAUUUCACCUCCCUUGUCGGCAGCUUUUAUAGUAAUAGUGGAGUCAUUUUUUAGAUGGAACAGCUGGAUAGGGGAAAUGGCUUGAGUCGCACAUGGAAUAUAAUUUUGCGGAUAAAGUUUGGAAUGACACAAUUUCAUGUGUACAACAUCUAAAAAUCUGCAUCACUAUACUGAGAGCAUUUCUGUUUCUAAAAGGACAUAUAUGGGUGAUUUUGCAGCAUUUGUUCAUGUUUUUUUCCAGAGCCCCAUACUGCACAACGAGGAUGAGGAACUUCAUCGCUGGUUGGGCUAAAUUUCUCAAAACAUUAUUACAUCAAAAAUAGAUUUGGUUUAAAAAAUGCAAAUUUCUCCUUGAAAUUACUUUUAUACAUUAACAAUGUACUUUAUGUAUGGACUUUCAUUGAGUAUUAUCCUGAAUCAAAUG
Molecule: messenger RNA, 7747 nt
Organism: Oncorhynchus keta (chum salmon)
Lineage: Eukaryota; Metazoa; Chordata; Actinopteri; Salmoniformes; Salmonidae
Product: nck-associated protein 5-like
Exons: 16
Coding region: 304-4041 (1245 amino acids)
Biological process (GO): microtubule bundle formation; microtubule depolymerization
Cellular component (GO): microtubule plus-end
Source: RefSeq, a predicted model, not a curated record